Microthlaspi erraticum is the source of this 393-nucleotide messenger RNA. Lineage: Eukaryota; Viridiplantae; Streptophyta; Magnoliopsida; Brassicales; Brassicaceae. The record is from the annotation of a GenBank genome assembly.
AUGGCUAAGGUUCUCGUCUCCGAUGAGGCACGCAAAGAGUUCUCCACUCUCCGUCGUGCUUUCGAUGAGGUUAACACACAGCUCCAAACCAAAUUCAGCCAGGAACCAGAGCCUAUUGAGUGGGAUUUUUAUAGAAAAGGAAUUGGGUCUGGCAUAGUGGACAUGUACAAGGAAGCUUAUGACAAAUACAAGCCCAAGUUUGAUGCUUUGUUGGUGGAACUGAAGGAAGCAGAGGAGAAAUCUCUACAGGAAUCUGCUCGACUGGAGAAAGAAAUCAUUGACGUCCAAGAGAUUAGCAAAAAGCUAAGCACAAUGACGGCUGAUGAGUACUUUGAGAAGCAUCCAGAACUAAAGAAGAAGUUUGAUGAUGAAAUCCGCAACGACAACUGGUGA